Haliotis rubra (blacklip abalone) is the source of this 1613-nucleotide messenger RNA. RefSeq names its product BAG family molecular chaperone regulator 3-like. Gene Ontology annotation, cellular component: nucleus; cytoplasm; cytosol. Gene Ontology annotation, biological process: protein stabilization. The transcript is spliced from 2 exons. NCBI's taxonomy places the organism in Eukaryota, Metazoa, Mollusca, Gastropoda, Lepetellida, Haliotidae. The coding region runs from base 89 to 1483 and encodes 464 amino acids. Gene Ontology annotation, molecular function: adenyl-nucleotide exchange factor activity; protein-folding chaperone binding. The record is from RefSeq and is a predicted model, not a curated record.
CGAGUACUUCGGAGACCUUUCUAGAUGGUGAACGAACAGUCGUGUUGUUUCGAAGGCUUUGGCUGAAGGACUAUAUAUACGGGCGACAAUGGCUGGGAGAUCAGUUUAUCAAGAUCCGUACAGUCAGACAUUUCAUAGGAACGAACCUCUACCGACGGGUUGGGAAAUGUUAUACGACAAGACAACAGGAUGGCCAUAUUUUGUGGAUCAUAACACACAUCAAACGACUUGGCAAGACCCAAGGCUACGGAUGGCUCAUUCAAUGGGUUAUCCUCAACAAGAUUUUGGAAUGGGUCGUGGUCACCAGCAAAGCUUCUACCCUCAGGGGAAGGCAGUGGAAAUUCCAGUCAUUCAUGAAUCUUCUAGAGCGUCACCUAACAGGCAGGCGCCUCUGCAUACCAGUACAUGGCCACCUCAGCCUCAACCUCAGCCACAGCCUCAGCCUCACCAGGCAUACCCCCAGGGGCGUGCAACUCCACCCUCCCAACAAAGUCACCCCAUGCAACAAACCCAAGGAAGGAAUUCCCCAGGCAUGAGAGAAAUACCUGUUCAGCAUUUGAGUAUCAGUGAAAACCGACCACAGGUACAGCCAAGUCAUGGACAUGGUCAAGGAUAUCCACCGCCACCUCAGGGCCACCAACAGCCAAUGCCAGGCCACCCUCAGCCUCAGCCUCAGCCUGGAUAUCCCCACCCACAGGGACACCAACCCCAGGCUUACCCACAACCCCAGGGAUAUCCUCCUCAAGGGAUGCACCAACCAAGUCAGCAACAAGCUCCACCCCGCCGUGACACUAAUGAACCUAUUGUCAUACCAAUUAUCCACGAAAACUCAAAGCCAGGAGCUCAAAACCAAUCCAGUCAGCAAAUGCCUCAGCCAAACACCCAGUCUCAUUUUUCAAGUGGUCCAUCAUUGAAUGAGCAUGCUCAGAAGUCUUUCAGCCCCCAGCAACCAAUGGGUGGUCAGCAGCAACCCCCAUCAGCUCCUCCGCAGCAAAAGUCUGAGGAAGAAAAAGCUUUCGAUAUUAUUAAUGGCGUUGUGAAUGAUGUGAAAAAUCUCGAAGCAAGUGUGAACGUGUUUCAGGGGAAGAAAACUGACAAGGAGUACAAAUACUUAGAAGAGAUGCUGACUCGGAGCCUCCUGAAACUUGACGGGGUUCAAGCUGGGGGUCAGGACAGGAUCAGAGAUUCACGAAGGCAGGCAGUCAAACUUAUCAAUGCCGCCUUGGACCUUCUCGAACUCAAAGCUUGUGCCAGUGAACAAAAUGUUGAACACUAUGACGAUCACCAUUCAGGAGCCCAAGAACCUACAGGGGGCAGUGGUAGUACUUAUGAACAGUCCAGCUCAAUGCCUCCCCACUUGCCUGAACAGUCAGGCCCGGCUGGGGGCUUCACUAGCGAAGCUCUUUCUAAAGAGAAGAAACCUGGAGAGAAGGACCCCAGCCAUGUGAGAGAGAUGUUACUAGAGAGUGAAGUUUCUUGUUAAAUUGUUUGACUGUUAGUGUUCAAUUAUAGAUGCACAGUCUUCUAAUGCCAUUAUUUUUAUGCCACUCUUGUAUUUAACUUAUUAAUGAUCUGUGUUAAUGAUGAAUAAAUAAUUAUUUAUUGGAAGGUUA